AAAAACAUAAUAUCACAUGUGGGACUACAAGUUCCGGUCUGCCUUGUCAUACACGUCAUCACCGUGCGACCUCUGUUUAUGUUACUCAACACGAAUGUGGAGGUUAGCUAACGCCGGUGUUUGCUCCACUGAAGUCAGAGGUUAGCGGCUAAAGCUAGCUCGUCUCUGUGUUUCCAGAUGUUUUCCACAGUUAGAACGUGUUUGGCGUCGCGUUUAUCCGCUUUAUCCGUUUUAAAUUCAGCGGCGGUGAGACCGACGUGCGUCCCCUGCAGACUUCACCUCCACCGGUCCUUCAGCUCUGAGUCCUCGGCUGCUGCUGUCAGGGUGCUGUAUGAUGGACUCUGUCCCAUAUGUGUGACAGAGAUCCGGUUCCUCCAGUUUCUGCAGAGAAAACAGCCUCAGAAAGUGGAUUUUGUUAAUAUCGCUCUGCCGGGCUACGAUGGAGGGAAAUAUAAGGACAUCAGCUACGAGAUGGCCAUGGAGGAAAUGCAUGUGAUUGAUGAGAAAGAUCAGGUUUAUCGUGGGAUCCCGGCAUUUGCGGUCAUGUACGGUGCCGUGGGCCUCGGUUGGUUGGGUCGCUUCAUGAUGUGGCCAGGUGUUCGGCCGUUUAUGGACAAAUCCUACGUCAUUUUUGCCAAGAAUCGCCUGAAGUGGACCGGACGUGGCGAGGAGUGCACCUCAGGACGCUGUGAAAAGAAAACGCCCUAACCCUCGACCAUAGGGAAAAAUACUUUGUUAGACAAGUUAUUUAAUAGUGAAGAACGACAGGAUAAAGCUCACGUUUCUCCAAUUUAUCCAUUGGUAAAAGUUUCAAGAUGCUGCUGAAGGGAAAUAUCGACUGAUGUAUUAAAUUUGUACUUUAAACUGUGGAGCUUUUGUUUAUUGCUGAAUUUCGUUUUGCUUUUAAGAAAGUUUCUCUGACUUUAUAUUCUUCAUUUAGUUCAGUUAAAAAAGUUAAUCUAAACAGUCAAUUAAAAAAAAGAAAGAGAAAAAGGGUCUCUGAAAUAAUUGACUUUAAAUGAAAUUGUCAUUGCAAAAAUACAGAAGUGAGACUGAAAACAACCACAGCAAAAUACAGCCUGUUUCCUGUUGUUCUUUCAAAAGCAGAUAUGGGAAUCAGCCAGUAGAUGGCACUGUAGGUCUAAAAUAUUAUCUAUAAAAGUGUUCAGUGAAUUCUUUCCUAUAGAUCUGAGUGAAAUCCAUAUUCAGAUUUUCUGACGAAUAAAGGAAACCGAACAAACUCA
Platichthys flesus (European flounder) is the source of this 1244-nucleotide messenger RNA. RefSeq lists its product as uncharacterized. Gene Ontology annotation, molecular function: protein-disulfide reductase activity. Lineage: Eukaryota; Metazoa; Chordata; Actinopteri; Pleuronectiformes; Pleuronectidae. The coding region runs from base 178 to 708 and encodes 176 amino acids. The record is from RefSeq and is a predicted model, not a curated record. The transcript is spliced from 3 exons.